AUGUCGCAGAAAACGCCUAUCUUACUUCUCAAGACCAAAUCUGUUCCCGGCGACGCCUACGAGGAGCUCUUUUCAUCCCCGCCCAAUGGCCCCGCGUUCGACCCCUCAUUUGUCCCCGUCUUGGAGCACCGCUUCGAUGAACCAGGGAUGGCCAAGGUGCGAAGCGCCCUCCAGGACAGGACAAUAAGCACGGCCGACGACGCCGUAUAUGGCGGAUUGAUCUUCACGUCUCAGCGCGCCGUCGAGGCCUUCACCAAGCUCGCCGAAGAAAGGAGAGGCGAAGAUGGCUGGCCUCAUCUCCAGGACGUGCCCGUCUACAACGUCGGGCCCGCAACCACGCGGGCCCUGAAGGCCGUGCCCCAGGCGCCUUCGCUGCAGAUCUUUGGCGAGCACACCGGCACUGGGGAGAAGCUGGCGCCGUUCAUCCUCGAACACUACGGGGCGUGGUACAGGGACCGCGAGGUUAAGCCGCCCUUGCUGUUUCUCGUGGGCGAAAAGCGGCGGGAUGUUAUUCCCAACAUGUUGACCCGAGCCGGGUGGCGGGUGGAUGAAGUGGUCAUCUACGGCACGAGGGAGCUGAAGUCGUUUAAGGACGAGUUUACACAGCGUCUCGAAGACACGGCGGACCGGCCGAGGAGAUGGGUGGUUGUGUUUUCGCCCAGUGGCUGUGACAGCAUGCUGAGUGCCAUGGGUCUUCUUGACGAGAGCACAGGCAAGGCUAAGCCAAAGCGGCCAGACCAGAACAUCUUUGUUGCAACUAUUGGGCCAACAACGCGUGAUCAUCUGGUGCAGGAGUUUGGCUACGAGCCUGAUGUCUGCGCCGAGCAGCCUACGCCAGAGGGGCUAUGGCAGGGCAUCUCCCGCUUCAGUAGCUGUCUAGAAUAGGGCAGCAAGAAUUUAAGGUUCGUAAUGACGACGGAC
Messenger RNA from Parathielavia appendiculata, 921 nucleotides. RefSeq names its product tetrapyrrole biosynthesis, uroporphyrinogen III synthase. The record is from RefSeq and is a predicted model, not a curated record. Gene Ontology annotation, molecular function: uroporphyrinogen-III synthase activity. Gene Ontology annotation, biological process: uroporphyrinogen III biosynthetic process. Bases 1 to 885 code for a protein of 294 amino acids. The transcript has 2 exons. Gene Ontology annotation, cellular component: cytosol. Lineage: Eukaryota; Fungi; Ascomycota; Sordariomycetes; Sordariales; Chaetomiaceae.